AUGAAUACUACCACGACGGCGCCAGAACCAUGGCCGCACGUAGUCUACGAUUCGGAUCCUUACGCAGGCCUGCCAAUGACUGGCCACGGAAUGACGGGCUACAUUCUCCAGCUGGACGAGGAACGUGUUGUUAAGGUUGCAAAAACAUACUCACUGGAUGCUUAUGUCGGAACACCAGACUUCGAUCACAUGGAUUAUAUAAAUGAGAUCAACCGCAAAACACUUGAGAACGAAAUAAAGAUCUACCAGCGGCUUGGUCACUAUGAGGGAAUCCUAUCCUGCUUUCAAACAUCAAACUACGGGAUUGAGUUGGCGUUCGCUAAACAAGGCAACUUGGAAGAUUACAUCAAUUCUAACCCCGAGCCACCAGAAUCUCUUAAGAUCGAAUGGAUCUUGUCUAUUAUUGAUACAUUAUCUUACGUCCAUUCCCGAAGAGUUUUAGUGGACGACAUUGCCCUACGAAAUUUCCUGGUUGCCGAUGGACAACUUAAACUGGCAGAUUUCGGCCAGUCCAUAAUAUUACCUAUAUCAACAGAUAUGGACACAGUCUGCGAUAAUGAUUUGACGACGAGAAUCGAGAUUCUACAUCUUGGCUGGGUUAUCUACUCGAUCGCUGUCUGGCACGGAACCUUUUCUGCCGAACUAUCGUUGAGAGAUGCUGGCAUGGACAUGGCUCUGUUUGUCGGCGUGUCUAGCGUCGCUGCACUCGCUCGUCGCACCGAAGCUGAACUCAUCUGGACGCCUGUCCUCCUGGGCGCCAUCUAUCGCGAGACGGCCGCCCCGCAAGGCGCCGCCGGGUCGGCGUCCGACGUCUUCAACCCGACCAAGAAACGCCUCUUGUCGCGGGCCAUGCACCGGUCCUUGCGGCGCAGCCACGUCGAGCUGAACUGGCCGUCGGCGCACCCGCAGUCCCCGGUCCUGGCGCUCCGGCUGCUCUACUACGUCCCCGUGGAGGAGCGCCCGGCCCUCACUCACGCACUGUUCAGGGCCUACUGGGUCGAGGACCUCAACAUCACCGACAAGUCGGUUCUGCUGGACGUGGCCCGGCGAAGCGGCAUCCGCAGCGCGUCGUCGCUCACCGAAGCCGCGUUCGACGACAAGGACGCCCAGGAGGCCCUGCGCGCCUCGACCGCCGAGGUCAUUGCACGCGGGACCUGCGGCGUGCCCGCGUUCUGGGUCGAGGGGGAGCAGUGGGUGGACGACCAGGGCAAGGCGCACCAAGGUCGCCUCUACUGGGGCCAGGACCGCAUGCACUUCGUCGAGGCGGCGCUCCUCGCCGUGAAACGCGGCUGCGACUACGCCCAGGUCCCCAACCUCGCAAGUCUGCAGCCCCGGUGUGCGCCAGGAUUUUCCGUCGGGCAGAAACGCGUCGAGUUCUGGCACGACUUUAGCAGUCCCUGGGCGUUUUUGGGCUGGACCCAAUUGGACCGGCUGAAGAGACAGUUUGGCCCGGACGUCGAGAUUGUCAUGAAGCCCAUUUUGGUGGGCGCCCUGUUCAGAGAAGUCGGCGCACCCAACCUCCCCAUGGCAGCCGUGUCGCAGGCCAAAAGAGAUAUCAUGCACAAAGACAUGGGUGACUGGAUCCGCCACUGGAACAGCAUCAACCAGCAACGCGGAUCUCACGAUAAGCCGGUGGAAAUGCACUGGCCAACCCAAUUCCCCAUUCGGACGCCCACGGCCUUGCGCUGUGCCAUUGUAGAUCCCAAUCUCACUCCGUUGCUGUUCCGAGCAUGCUGGGAACGCAACGUCAACGUUUCCGACGACAAGGCCCUGGCCGAGUACCUCGCCACCGCGGGGUGCAAUACCGACACGUUAUUCAAGAGGGCUUCUUCGCCGCAAGUCAAGGAGCAAUUGCGGGCCAACACCCAAGAUGCCAUCGAUGCGGGGAUCUGCGGUGUCCCGUCGUAUCGCGUCUUUGACAAGACGGACCAGGGGUGGGUGAAUUGUGCGCCCGAAAGCGGCGUUAUAUGGGGUCAAGAUGAGCUUGUCGUCGUGGAAGACCUGGUGGCCGGGUGGAAAGAGAAGGAGAGUUCGGCCGGCGAACACGAUAGGCUAGCCUCGCGGCUGUAG
Messenger RNA from Fonsecaea nubica, 2070 nucleotides. RefSeq lists its product as hypothetical. The coding region runs from base 1 to 2070 and encodes 689 amino acids. The transcript has 5 exons. Gene Ontology annotation, cellular component: peroxisome; mitochondrion. Gene Ontology annotation, molecular function: protein kinase activity; 2-hydroxychromene-2-carboxylate isomerase activity; glutathione peroxidase activity. Gene Ontology annotation, biological process: naphthalene catabolic process; protein phosphorylation; glutathione metabolic process. Lineage: Eukaryota; Fungi; Ascomycota; Eurotiomycetes; Chaetothyriales; Herpotrichiellaceae. The record is from RefSeq and is a predicted model, not a curated record.